Molecule: messenger RNA, 810 nt
Organism: Coniosporium apollinis CBS 100218
Lineage: Eukaryota; Fungi; Ascomycota; Dothideomycetes
Product: phosphomannomutase
Exons: 2
Coding region: 1-810 (269 amino acids)
Biological process (GO): mannose metabolic process; protein N-linked glycosylation; GDP-mannose biosynthetic process
Cellular component (GO): cytosol
Molecular function (GO): phosphomannomutase activity
Source: RefSeq, a predicted model, not a curated record
AUGGCCCAAGCAGCGACAAUCCUCCCUCCCCUCUCCGCCCGCCCCAUAAAAAACACCAUCGUCCUCUUCGACGUCGACGGCACCCUAACCCCCGCCCGGCGCAACGCCUCCCCCGAGAUGCUACAGCUCCUCUCCCAGCUGCGCCACCUCGUCGCCAUCGGCUUCGUCGGCGGCUCCGACCUCGCCAAGCAGCAAGAACAGCUCGGCACGCCCUCCAUCCCCGUAACCUCGCUCUUCGACUUCUGCUUCGCGGAGAACGGGCUUACGGCCGUGCGCAUGGGCGUGCCGAUGGCGAGCCAGAGCUUCAUCGCGUGGUUGGGCGAGGACAAGUACAAGCGGCUGGUGAAUUUCGUGCUGAGGUAUAUUGCGGAUUUGGAUGUGCCGGUUAAGAGGGGGACAUUUGUGGAGUUUAGGAAUGGCAUGGUUAAUAUCAGUCCUGUGGGGAGGAACGCGAGUGUGCAGGAGAGGAACGAGUAUGAGAAGUUUGAUCUGGAGGCCGGGGUGAGGCGGACGUUCGUGGAGGCGCUGAAGAGGGAGUUUCCGGACUACGGGCUCACCUACUCCAUAGGCGGCCAGAUCUCCUUCGACGUCUUUCCAACGGGCUGGGACAAGACAUACUGCCUCCAGCACAUCGAAGCCGAUGCCAGCCUGCCGGACGGUGUCAAGUACGACACAAUUCACUUCUUCGGCGACAAGACGUACAAGGGCGGAAAUGACUAUGAGAUUUACAACGAUCCGCGUACGAUCGGACAUAGCGUCCAGAACCCUGAGGAAACGAUGGCGGAGCUGAAGAAGCUGUUCUUCUCGUAA